GCCGUCGGCGAUGAAGAGACGCCCGAUGAGGUCAUCCACCUCGCAGCUGGCCUACAGUUUUCAGGGUUCAAGAGUGUGAUUGGCACGCUGUGGGUGGUCGAUGACGAAGUCGCCAAGCACGUUGUUGAAGUGUUCUACGAGAAUAUGUUCAAGGAUUUGAAGGAUGGUGUCUUGGACUGUACGAAGGCAGCAAAAGCACUCAAUUAUGCUACGCAUGGGGUGAAGAAGUUGGUGCCGCUCGAGCAGAGGAUUGUUUUCAUUCACAUUGGUGUGUAG
Molecule: messenger RNA, 276 nt
Organism: Suillus paluster
Lineage: Eukaryota; Fungi; Basidiomycota; Agaricomycetes; Boletales; Suillaceae
Exons: 1
Source: RefSeq, a predicted model, not a curated record